GCAGGCAAGUUGAGUUUGGAAGAUCUGUUGGCUAAAAUGACUUCGUGCAAGAUUGCAAUAUCAAACUAGGCAAGUGCGAAAUAUAAGGAACUGAUAAAAAUGUGGAAGGAAGGAGGAGUGGUUGUUAAUGACGAUCAGCUGGCCUCAUCGACUCCCUUAAUAUCGUCACUAUCCACAGCCUUCUCGCUUCCAUCCCCACAACUCAACCUGCCUGUCAUUCCGUCCGCGUCAUUCGAUGUACGCACGGUUACAUCGUUGGGCCCUCUUUCCAAACUCUUGCUAACUGUUGACAUGAUGGCGGGAAACUUGCAUGCCCUCAAAUCAACAAAAGAUGCCAUCACCAAAAAAAAUAUUUUUUCGCACGAUAAAAUUGAACAGCUUGUCAAAAGCACAACAUGCAACACCAGACUUGAUAUGUUCGUGAACGGAAUGAAAAAGAAAACGUAUGUCUUUGAUGACGCGAGGCAGAGAGAAACAUUUUGUCAACUAAUUCAGCAGUUGAAGCGCAAGCAUUCGUCUGACGUCGAUGUCAACUACGUUUCAAUUUUCAUUGGGUCCUGGAACAUGGGCAGUGAGAUUCCGAUGUUCUGUUUGCAACCCUGGCUGAGAUCGGAUGGGUUGGGCAAAAAGAGAAGCAAGACCCUCGGAAUGAUAGGGCACGACAUCUACGUCGUAGGCACGCAGGAAAGUUCUCUUUCAGACAAGGAGUGGUCUAACAGGAUUCUGUCCUUACUCAUGGAGUCUUUUGGAGAGGAGUAUUACGUGGUUCUGAUAGCUUCUUUAUGGUCCAUCCGGACAUUAAUAAUCGCAAAAUCAAAGCAUAAAAAGAAAAUAUCAAACGUCCAGCAGUCUACAGUUAAAACUGGUAUCGCCAACGCUUUGGGUAACAAGGGAGCUAUGGGGGUGAGCUUGCAUUUUGGUGGGACAAGUUUCUGCUUCAUCAACGCACAUCUGACAUCUGGUGGAGAAAAAAUGAAAAGACGCAACGACAACGUGAAGGAUAUAAGUAGGUUCUUAGACAUGGGUAUGAAAUAUGGUAAAGACGUAACUAACAAGUUUCAUCACGUCUUCUUCUUCGGAGACCUCAAUUACAGACUAGACCAGCUCGACCCGCAGACCAUCGCAGAAAGUGUUAAGAAUGCAGACGGCAACUACCAGCAACUGUUGGAGCACGACCAGCUGAAGCAGUGCAUCAACAACAAAGAACUUUGUUACUUUAAAUACUAUGGAGGAGUAGAAGAAGAAGAGAUAUUGUUUCCGCCGACAUACAGGUACAUGAAGGGAUCGUCUGAUUGCUAUGUCUGGGAAAAAAAGAAAGCGACUGGGGUUCGCAUAAAUGUGCCAUCCUGGUGCGAUAGAGUUCUCUGGAAGUCUUAUCCAUACUUCUGGAUCACAAACACAUCUUACGGUUGCUGUAACAACGUUUGCUCCAGCGACCACAAACCAGUGUUCUCAAGUUUCGACGUUAAAGUGCGUUCGCCUCUGUUGGCUUUCUAA
Messenger RNA from Helobdella robusta, 1497 nucleotides. RefSeq lists its product as hypothetical. The transcript has 13 exons. Gene Ontology annotation, molecular function: phosphatase activity. The record is from RefSeq and is a predicted model, not a curated record. The coding region runs from base 100 to 1497 and encodes 465 amino acids. Lineage: Eukaryota; Metazoa; Annelida; Clitellata; Rhynchobdellida; Glossiphoniidae. Gene Ontology annotation, biological process: phosphatidylinositol dephosphorylation.